Molecule: messenger RNA, 643 nt
Organism: Pieris napi
Lineage: Eukaryota; Metazoa; Arthropoda; Insecta; Lepidoptera; Pieridae
Gene: CPR33
Product: endocuticle structural glycoprotein ABD-4-like
Exons: 4
Coding region: 114-560 (148 amino acids)
Cellular component (GO): chitin-based extracellular matrix
Molecular function (GO): structural constituent of chitin-based larval cuticle
Source: RefSeq, a predicted model, not a curated record
CGUUUCUCGGGUCGUAUAAAGUUCGUAGGUAAAGAAACUUGUAUAUAAACCCUAUGCACUGACAAAAUGCACAUACAAGUGCUGCAACUGUUGACUUGGCUGUUGCAAUCAUCAUGAUCUCCUUUAUAUUUAUAUGCCUGGUAGCUUCUGCUCUUGGCGCAGCUGUACAAUCCGUGACAGAACCAAUCCCAAUAAUACGAUUUGAAAUCGAUGGACCCCACGUCGAUGGAUCCUAUAAAUGGCUAUAUGAGACUGGAAAUGAAAUAAACGCCGAAGAAUCUGGAUAUGUAAAGAACUUGGGUAAAGGUGAGGGAGAAGAAGUGCAAGUAGCUGAAGGGAAGUUCAGUUAUAAAUCACCAGAUGGCACUCCCAUUGUGCUUUCAUACAUCGCUGAUGAGAACGGCUUUCAACCACAGGGGGACCACCUUCCCACCCCACCACCAAUCCCACCAGAAAUACAGAAGGCACUGGAGUACCUAAAAACCUUACCUCCAACGGCUGCUGCUAGCAAUUCCCAAGGACAGUACCAGGCAUCUCCUUCCAAGAAUAGGAAACCCUAAACCAGAACUUCGCAUUCAUUAGUUAAGGAUUGUCACUGUAUAUACACAUAAUCACCAAUCAAUUAAAUAUAUCUUUUUGAAAA